Molecule: messenger RNA, 2397 nt
Organism: Aspergillus mulundensis
Lineage: Eukaryota; Fungi; Ascomycota; Eurotiomycetes; Eurotiales; Aspergillaceae
Product: Zn(II)2Cys6 transcription factor
Exons: 3
Coding region: 1-2397 (798 amino acids)
Biological process (GO): DNA-templated transcription; regulation of DNA-templated transcription
Molecular function (GO): zinc ion binding; DNA-binding transcription factor activity, RNA polymerase II-specific; DNA binding
Source: RefSeq, a predicted model, not a curated record
AUGUCACUGCGUUUUGUUGCCCCAAUUCAUCCUCGCGAGCCCUCGACCACCAGUGCGCCGCUUCCGAAGCGGACGAAGCGCUCGGCCGCUUGUAUGGCGUGUAAAGCACGGCGGACGAGGUGCGUCGGGAAUCAUCCCUGCGACAGGUGUAUCGAAAUCGGCAGCGAAUGCGUCUUUGCGGGCCUUGAUCGUCGACGAAAGUAUGCCCAGCGACGAGCAGAGCAGGAACUAGACACCGUCCAGAAGCUGGUGGACGAAAUCAUCGAGUCAUUCGACGGCCGCAACUUCGAGCAGCUGGGACGGAUCCUGGAACGGGCGAAGGAACAGCGCUCGGGAAAUGACGGCCACCGGCGAAGCGGACAGACCGACAGUGAUGGCGUCGAAGCUGAUGACACCAGGACGAAUCGAGACGCUUCCAGCAGCUGCAGAAGGCCCAGCUCCCGAUCCUCGUCCUCCUCCGUCGGAUCGCUGGACGAGGUCGACACCCUGACCGAAGACCCGAAUCGCACGCUGGAAAGUCGAGCGGCCGGAUACAUUGGGAAGGAGUCGGAGAUUGCAUGGAUGCAGAAGCUGGACUUUGAGGCGAACAAGUUAGACGGCGGGCAGGAAGGAACGACCGAGGAGCCCGUGGCCGCCUUGAGCUACCACGUCGACAACCUCUCCAUCACCGAGACUAGUCCUGUUGAUGCGAGACUCUUGCCUCCGCGGCCGUGGGCGGCGCACCUGGUCAACAUCUUCUUUGACUCGGUCGCUCCCUCGUUCCCGCUUCUUAACAAGGCGCUGUUCGUGUCGCAGUUUAAUACGGCCUUCUCGGGUUCGUGCGAGCCGACACCGAAAUGGCUGGCGGUGCUGAAUCUGGUCUUUGCCAUCAGUGCGAAAUACUAUCAGCUGGCGGAGCCCAUCGCCGGUAGGGACGUCGACGACCGAAUCUUCCUAUCGCGAGCGCUGUCGCUCCGUACAUCGAAUCAACUCCUGCACGAACACGCAGACCUGCACCAAGUCCAGAUCGACCUUCUCCUGGGCAUCUACUAUCUGGCUUCAGGCCAGGUCAACCGAUCGUGGCGGAUGAACGGUAACGCUGCACGGGCGGCCGUCUGCCUAGGCCUGAAUCUUCGCACCCUGAGCGAGCACAUCGACCCCGUCUCGAAAGAAACCCGGACCCGCAUCUGGUGGUCCAUCUUCUCCCUCGAGCACUUGCUGUCCGGCAUGACCGGGCGCGCUCCCUGUCUCGAUCACCGCGCCAUGUCCCUCUACCCUCCUGUCCCCUACGACGAGUCCUCGUUCGACGACCCCGAGCUACAAGACCUUCUCGGCAUGGCCGACCGACGCGAGGAACGUCUGUACUGGACAGUCUAUGCGACCGACGAGGAGCUCGCGUCACGAACGGCCUGGCUGGAGACCAUCCAACCGAGCCCGUCGCUCUACUUCUUCCACCUCAUCGACUUGUCCAUCACAACCCAUGCCGCCGUGAUGGCCAUAUACAGUCUGCAGACUGCGAGAGAAGCCCAGGGCGGACGCGGGCAGAGCGAGAUCCCAUUCUACCAGUCCCGGCUGCAGUCGUGGCUCUCGAACCUACGCCCGCCGUUCGCAUUCGCAGACCCUGAGAACAACGAGCUAAACAUCUCCAGAGACUCUCGCGUCCAGGUCACGCUUGCGCUGUCCUUCUACAGUUCACAGAUCAUCCUCAGCCGGCCAUGUCUGACUCGCCCGGGCAUGAAGGAAGGAACGAACAUCCGCUUCCCGCGCUCACGAUUCGGGAACGACACGGCGCGGACCUGCGUCCAUUCCGCCAUCUCGCUUAUAACGAUUCUUCCCGACGAGCCGGACAUGACCUGGAUGCUGAAGACGACACCGUGGUGGACUAUCCUGCACUUCGUCAUGCAGGCAAUCACCGUCCUGCUAAUCCAGCUCUCGGUCGGACCAGUCUCCGACAUCGACGAGGGCGCAAAGAGCGAAGCGACUUCCGAACAAGACAAGGAAGGAACAGACAAGAAAAGCACAGGCAAAGCACCAAACCACGCCCCGGAAGCCGUCCAAAACGCCUCACAGAAAGCCCUCCGCUGGCUCCAAGCCAUGGGCCGCCAAGACCCCAGCUCCCGGCGCGCCUUCGAAAUCAGCAGCGGAUUCCUCCGCCGGAUCGCGAAGGCCAAACAUCUCGAUCUGGAAGUCGACUUCGACGUGCAGGGCGGGCAGGGGCUGCGCGCCUACGCGCACAUGUCGGACUUUGAGCACCAGCUGGCGGAGAAGAGGAGGAGCUCGCCGUUGUCGAGUUUGCAGGCUGGUGCUGGGGAUGCGGUGAACUGGGGACCUGAUCGGACGGUCUCGGAGGGGGACUUUGAGUGGCAUCAGCAGCAUCCGUUUGUGCUUGAUCCGGCGUUGUUUUCGGUUGGUAUGUAG